AACAACUUUGAUUCAACCAGUUUGUGUCCAGUGUGUAGGUCAUCAAAUAUGUAUUGUACCUUCCCGGAACUUAAACCACCAGAGAUGACGGACGCAUUUGAUGAAACACAGGAAAUAUCAAAGGAAGAAUACCUUUGUUUACAUUGGUCCGAAGAAGCAGGAAACGCUUCAAUUUGAUUAGUUUAGAAAUUAUCUAGGCACGUUUUCUUGUUGAAUCACUUUGCAAAACAAUGAAAAACGAUCCAAUUGUCUUGUUUAGUUAGCUCUCUGGAGCAUGGUGAUGAUGUCAGCUUGCUACGAUGGUAGCUAGCUAGCUAUCUCGACGUUAGCAACAAUCAGUCGCUAGCUAAACAGUUCACGGAGGACGACUGACUAUGAUUUUUGACCUCCGAUGUUAUUAAGAAAUUAAAAGAUUUAUAAACGUUUAAACAAAAUGGAUAUCAGUCUAACAGUUUCCCUAAUGCAGGGCCAGAUGGGUACCGUGAUAGAGAGAGCGGUGAGUGCCGCUGUUGAGACGGUGUUAGGGGAGAUGCUGAAGGUGGUCGGUAUUAAAUUCGACGAGCUGAAGAGGGAGGUCGCAGCAAAAGAAAAAGAGACCGAGGGCAUCAGACAGAUGCUGGACAUAUCCCGAUCUCAGAUGAAGACAAUGCGGAAGUACAUGAACGCUCUGGGUGCCAGGCAGCAGGAGCACUCUGCCACUUACCGGACCAACCAGAGUACAGCAUUCGGCCAUUCGGAUCCGCAUAGACCUCACGGUUCCUCAGCGGCUGCAUCCGAGGCAGCACAGUCCUCAGGUUUACCACAACCACAGAGAAGGACGGUUACCAACACCCACAUUGGCAUUACAAAUGGAAACGUACAGUCAAGAAAUCAAAUCACUAUCGCCCUACCUUUUGAUAACUUAGCCGGUUCCUCCCAACCUUCUGAGAAUAUUAUCAGGGCCACAUCAUCAUCGUUUGACAGCCAUGAUGACCUGACUGCCACGGUCUCACAAGCUCUGGAGGGCCCAUCAUUGAUCACCACUGUCUCUGCAAUAAACAGUUCAUCAGAGCACCUGGAACCUUUGAAAGAGGAGCCCCCAGCCCCCCUUGACCCCGAGGUGUCUGAUGAGAGCCAGAGGAGGGAGGAGGAAGAGUGUCAGGCUGAGUGGACCAUCAUUACACAGCCACCAGAGACCAGCACAGACCCUGGGGACCAGCCGGUCCUCYCCCCACCCAGGACUGACGGAGCAGAUUGCUUUGCCACCACGGCUGCUGGGAGUGCCCAGCCACCCUCUCAGUUCCUGUCCCAGCCUCGGCUCCAGGUGAAAGAGGAGGAGGCCGAGGUGGACAUCAUCUGUAUCAAGCAGGAACCUGAGGACGUUGAGAGUUUGCUGUUCAACCUGGCUGCUGAGGUCCUCAACGCCCAGGGAAACCUUUUAGACAGGCACACUCAGGGGAGCCUCCUGGACUGUCACAGGACAGUAGCCUCACAGGGCCAGAGCGACAGGACAGUAGCCUCACAGGGCCAGAGCGACAGGACAGUACCCUCACAGGGCCAGAGAGAGAGGACAGUACCCUCACAGGGCCAGAGAGAGAGGACAGCUUCCCGUCCCUCACAGAGCCAGAGGACAUUAACAGAGCACACAGUGUUCAGCUCAGCCAGCCCUUGUACAUAUGGGCUGUCCCAGCCAGUGAUGUCCAUGUCACGCGGAGUUGCUCCCAGGCCAGAUGGUGGUCCGUGGCCAAAGACCUGAGUCUCUACGAGGAGUUUAAAAUGAGCACGAACUGAAGCUGAGGAGAGAGCCAGACCCGUCGGAGGGAGAUGGAGAAGAACCUUCCCAGCCUCUAUUAGCCUGACCUGGUGAAGGAGAGACGGGAGAAGACCCGGCUCAGAGUGGCCCGCUGGAGAGCCAAGAGGAAGAUGCAGGCCUGUCUAUUGACUCAGAAUGAGCAAGACACACACCCA
Molecule: messenger RNA, 1947 nt
Organism: Salvelinus sp. IW2-2015
Lineage: Eukaryota; Metazoa; Chordata; Actinopteri; Salmoniformes; Salmonidae
Source: RefSeq, a predicted model, not a curated record